CGGUCAGGCUCAGCCCUGUGACACAUGAAGCUAAAGCUUUAGCCUAUUUAUGGACUUACUAAACACUGAAUCAACAACAGGAAGUAAAUGCAGAGCUGGAAUCACAGAAGAAAAGAAGCUUGUGGAGAUUUCAGACGGAGCCUUUGACCCAUGCUCCAUCUGUGGAUUAUGAAUAAACAAGAGCCCUGACAUGGCAGCUUCUUACGGUCCAGAGUUGAUCCUGCUGUUACUGGGUGAGAAACAAAGUGGGAAGAGCUCAGCAGGAAACACCAUCCUGGGAAAACCAGCCUUUCACAGAAAAACAACCCGCAGCUGCAGAGAGAGCGGCACCACCUGUGGAAGACGAGUGACCGUGGUGGACACCCCAGGGUGGCUGUCCCACUCCACUACUCCACACAGAGUAUCCCAGGAGCUCUGCAGAGGUCUGACCCUUUGUCACCCAGAGCCUGAUGUCAUCCUGCUGGUACUGCCCAUCACCUCCACCUUCGGCCCAGGGGAGUGGAGGGCCAUGCAGGCCCAGCUCAGCCUGCUCCAAACCCCCAUCUGGCAGCGAGCCAUGGUCCUGUUCACUCAUGGAGACAAGUUAGGAGGCCUGUCGAUCCAGGAGCACAUACGACAGCAGGGUCGGACUCUUCACUGGCUGCUGGAGCGAUGUGGGAACAGGUACCAGGUGAUGACCAACCAGUCUGGGGUGUCAGAGGCUCAGCUCACUGAGCUCUUUGAGAAGCUCCAGAGGAUGAUUCAGACUAACAAGUGUCCGAGGGAGAUCCAGGACAGGAUGUACAUGCUGCUGAGACGAGAUGUGAGCAUGAAGGAGGACAGAAGGGCGCAGGGAGGACAGGAGGAGAUAGAAAUGACAGUGAUACAUGACGUGCAUGACAGGAGGCCGGGGAAAAGGAAGCAGACGACCUCAGGAGAGGCGUGGGUACCCAGAGUGUUCGAAGCGGAGCCUGCUGGUCUGAAGCCUGCUCUUUGCCUCGUCCUGCUGGGGAGGAGGAAGUCAGCGAAAAGCUCCGCUGGGAACAUAAUCCUGGACAGUGAAGUGUUUCAGACGGACAUGAAGACCACCAGGUGCUCUGCAGGCCAUCGGAAAGUGUCAGGGUGGCCCGUCACAGUGGUGGACACGCCCGGGUGGAGUCUGUUUGGUCUGGCCAAUCCCAAGCAGGUCAGGAUGGAGAUCAGUUGGAGCACUUCCCUCUGCCCUGCGAGGAGCAAAGUGUCCUUCGUGCUGGCUGUACCUGUGGACUCAUUCAGAGAGAAAGACAGGAGAGCUGUGGAGACGUACCUCAGUGUUUUGGGGAGUGAUGUAUGGAGGAGCACUGUGGUGUUGUUCACGUAUGGAGAGGAGCUGCGAGGACGGACGGUGGAGAAUCACAUUUAGAGGAGCGGAGAGCCUCUGAAGUGGGUGCUGGACAGAUGUGGACGCCGCUAUCAAGUGUUAGAUACAAAUACAAGAGACAAGACUCAAGUGAAUCAGCUGCUGCAGAUGAUAGAGAGGCUCUAGGGAGGAUAUAAAUGUGACCUGCAGUGGUCAUGGGUUAUUUAUUACAAAUAUAGUUUUAAUCUAAACCUACAACAGUAUUUUUUAUGCCUCAGCAAUUAUGAAGUAAAAGAGAGGAAGCCAGUCUGCUGUCAUUGACUUGUUCAGAUUAGUUUUCUACAGCACAAUAAUGUUUUACGACAAGUUUUCCAUGUUUGUGUUAAUAACAAAUACCUUGUGAUCACUACCACAUGACAUAUAUCCACUUCUACCUUUAUGAUACAUUCCCUCAGCCUUAUUUGAAUUGUGUGUUUCAUCACUUGACAUAUUGUAAUCCAUAACAACGUUAGAAAUGUUUGUUUUUUUGUCAUCUGGCUGAGAGUAGUCAUCUUGUACUGAGGCGACCUGCUGUUAUUCAUCAGCUAUGUGUGUGACGUUAUCUUCACCAUCUUUACUGUAAAUAUAAUUUCUAAAAAUAUUUAUUUGUUGGAACAUUUCUAUAAAUAAAUCUUGGUUUGUUUUCAGUUUUGAAGUUUGUAUUUAACUGUAAUAUUUGUGGACAUAUUUGGUCUGUUUCUCCUGGAGGGUGGUUUUGUUUAUGUAACCUGUUUUGUCCCGCUUUGUGUAGAAAUGGAGACAGUUUGAACAGAUGAGGGGGACAGAGGGACACAUG
Epinephelus lanceolatus (giant grouper) is the source of this 2153-nucleotide messenger RNA. Its product is annotated as GTPase IMAP family member 8-like. The record is from RefSeq and is a predicted model, not a curated record. Lineage: Eukaryota; Metazoa; Chordata; Actinopteri; Perciformes; Serranidae. Gene Ontology annotation, molecular function: GTP binding.